Messenger RNA from Vigna angularis (adzuki bean), 615 nucleotides. RefSeq names its product transmembrane emp24 domain-containing protein p24delta5. Gene Ontology annotation, cellular component: endoplasmic reticulum-Golgi intermediate compartment; COPII-coated ER to Golgi transport vesicle; Golgi apparatus. The record is from RefSeq and is a predicted model, not a curated record. NCBI's taxonomy places the organism in Eukaryota, Viridiplantae, Streptophyta, Magnoliopsida, Fabales, Fabaceae. The transcript is spliced from 4 exons. Gene Ontology annotation, biological process: Golgi organization; endoplasmic reticulum to Golgi vesicle-mediated transport; intracellular protein transport. The coding region runs from base 1 to 615 and encodes 204 amino acids.
AUGUCAAUGUUGUUGCCACUCGUCUUCUUCUUCUGCUUCUUCUUCUCGACCUCUCGCGCAUUAUGGAUAACGAUACCAACCGGCGGCACCAAGUGCGUUUCCGAAGAAAUCCAUAGCAACGUCGUCGUUUUGGUCCAUUACGCUCUCGUCGGUGGUACCCCCAACAGCACCAUUUCCUCCAAGGUGUCAUCACCAUAUGGAAACGACCUUCAUCACUUAGAUAACACACGGGUGGGUAAUUUGGCUUUUACAGCUCGAGAGAGUGGACUGUACCUUGCAUGCUUCUGGGUGGAUCGUAAUGAUCGAGGAGGAGACAUUAUUUUGGACCUUGAUUGGAAAACUGGAAUUGAAGCUAAGGAUUGGGAUUCUGUUGCUAAAAGAGAGAAGAUUCAGGGAGUAGAGCUUGAGUUGAGAAGGCUAGAAGGAUCGGUGGAGUCUAUCCAUGAGAAUUUGAUGCAUCUGAGGGGAAGGGAAGCAGAGUUGAGGAACCUGAGUGAAUCAACGAAUGCGAGAGUGGUGUGGUUUAGCUUUUUGUCCUUAGGUGUCUGCAUCACAGUUUCAGGUUUGCAGUUGUUGCAUUUGAAGCGAUACUUCCACAAGAAAAAGCUUAUUUAG